Molecule: messenger RNA, 2892 nt
Organism: Daphnia carinata
Lineage: Eukaryota; Metazoa; Arthropoda; Branchiopoda; Diplostraca; Daphniidae
Exons: 3
Coding region: 1012-2700 (562 amino acids)
Source: RefSeq, a predicted model, not a curated record
ACCUCGAACCCUUUUCUUUCCGUUUCCGCCCGUAAAUUGAACUUCGCACAAGUUCAACUUUGGUUAUUCAUUUUUCCUUUUCUUUUUCCUUUUCAACCGCGUGGAGAGGCAACAAGUGGGAAGAAUAUUCAAGUACCGCCCAUGUCAGGUAGCAGCCCACGUUUCUUUUGCUAACAAUAUGGAGAAAAAAGGUGAGCAUGAUUCGGUUGUUGGUCUCCAUGGUGUCCAAUCCAUAAAGGUCAGAAAAACAAAGUUAGAAUACUUGGAUUUAAAAAAAAAUGAAAUAAUUGUUGAGUAUUGCAAAGUACCCAGCUUAUUAUCUAUAAAUUUUUAUAUGGAGUCAUCUCGGCUGAAAAAGGCACUUAAAAGGCAGGCCAGUAAUUAUCCGAUCGUAGCUGAUUCUUUUACACUUUGAAAUAGUAACAAGCGUAACUGUUGCAGGUGUACCUAGUGACCUACACAAAAUGUAUUUAAUGUGUUCGAGUACCGUAAUGCAUCUAACGAAGUAUUAUGUCCAGCAGCCGUCCGCUUGGACAAAUUCAAAACUGAAGUUUACCUGCAGUUCCAAACGAGACAUUUUUUUUUCUUCCAAAUUGGGAUACGUACUGGAGAGUAACCUGCACUGAUGGCUGGAACAGUAAGUUAAAAUAGUAAACAACUAAACCCAGAUUGGACGUUGCAUCAUAACGGGAAGUAAUUCAAAAAUCCUCAUGCAUACAUGAAUUGCCUUUGAUGAGGCCUUGUUGUCGGGACAUGGUAAAAACAUCUGCGGGUUUCAUGCCCAACACUUGAGUACAGUUCUGUAGAAUUGUAUAUCAUAUCUUAACGACUAUCCCAUGAAUAUAAUAAAACGACAGAAAGGUGACGGAUAACUAGUGCGAAACUACAUAAAUCCUUCGACGAUCAUAAAUUCAGAAAAGGCCAGGCCGUUAACGUGGUAGGGUUAUUUUUGGAAAAAUCCAGAAUCUACCAGGAGUAUAUAAGAUGACGUGAAAGAGAGAAAUCUCCAUCAUGAAGGAUCACAGAAUUUCAAAGAUGGUCGCCUACGUAUUGUUCACUGUAAUACUUGCCGUAACAAUCGCCGAGGAAAUUGGGGAAGACGUUGCAGAAAGUUGGGAAUUAAGAAGCCCACGAUGUGAGCACCACAAUCACGACGGAAAACGGCCGACGAAAUGGCUAGGAAAACUGAAGAGAACUAAAACGCAAUACGCUUCAUCGAAGCCCCAUUCACGACCGAAAUCUCAUUACGGACAACCUCAUACCCAUAACCGUCCUCCGAAACCGCAAUACAUCCCACCAGCCACCAAUUUUAGAGUCCCUCCUUACAAUCCACCAGCCUCUUAUCUACUCCCACAUUAUUCUCAAUCAGCCGUGCAGAAUCCUAACUCUCUUCAACAUGCAUCUUACCCUCCUCAGCAGAAACCACAGGUAUCUUACCCUCCUCAAAAGAAUACGCAAUCGCUGAGCUACGAUCCUCCAGCACAUGUCUCUCCUGCCCCCACGGAAGCUCCACUUCCCUCUUACAGUAAUACUCCCUAUCCUCAAAGUCCUGAAAAUUUUGAAGACCUUAGUCUUCCAAUGUCAGUUUACAUUCCGCCAGCGCAAGUUCACAAUCCGGCAGGUCCAUACUCUCCUGCACAGGCUCCGGUUGCAGCGUCUUACGAUCUAUCAGCAGCACCGCAUACAGAGAGCCCGAACAACUUUGCUGCAACAAACCUUCCAUCUGCAUAUAUCGAAGUGACUUCACCGCCUUCCUACACUGAAGCUCCCAGUCCCCAUGUUUAUAAUCCAACUACACCAGCCUAUGAUCCUCCGGUUACUAGUGAAACAGAGGCUCCUCACCUUCCUUCUUCACAAGUUCCAGUCUACGAUCCUCCAACGACGUACCCUCCACAAGCCAUCACAGAACACUCUGUUUACUCCUAUCCUUCUUAUGCUCAGUAUGAUGAAGCGUAUAGUCCUCCAGCGCUGACACCGGAACCGUACAAUCCUCCACCAGUGACUGAAAGCGCACCUGAAUCUUACGUCCCACCACAACAGCCUCAAAAUACGAUAGUUCCUUACGCUCCCCCAUAUCCUCCAAGCCUUGAUUCCGUAUCGUACUAUCCACCGGCCUCCACCGAGGCACCGAAUUAUUUUCCUUCGUCUUAUGACGAUGCUUCCUACUCUCAUUCUUACAAUCCACCAAGCUCCGAUUCUGCUCCGUAUUAUUCACCGGCCCCCACCGAGGCUCCUGAUUAUUUGCCUCCGUCUUACAACGAUUCUCCUUACGAUGGAUUGUAUAACCCACCCGAACAGAACAAAAACAUGCACGUUUCUUAUACGUCCCGACAUCCACUAAACCCCGAUUCCGCCCCGCAUUACCCAACUGUCUCUACCAAAAAACCGGAUUAUUUCCCGCCGUCCUACGUUGAAUCUCCUUACCUUGAAUCUUAUAAUCCUCCAGCGUCAAAGUACAACAUACCUGCAUCCUAUUCGUUCCCUAGUUUCCCCAGUUCUAAUUUUCCAUCCUAUUCUUUUCCAGCGUUCAUGGAGUCAGAUGAUCACUCCUCCAUUGGCUACAAAGAUGUUCGUUACCUUUCGACGAACGACAGAACGUCAGCUUACAAUCCCAGUCACAAAAAUGAAGAAUUCUUUCAAUCUGGCAGCUUUCCCCGGUUUAACGAGUUCUUGCAACAAAUGUUGAGAGGUAAAAUGUAACAAAAAACCUGAAACAUCAGUGAGCGGUACAGUUGCAAAUUCCAGCACGUCUAGUUUACAGUUGCUAAAUCUUCCUCAGAUUGCAUUUUUUAAGUGUUACAUAGUGGGUUGGGAUAUCUUGUUAUGCUCUAUUGAAUGGGAUGAUAUUUAAAUAUUACAUUUUUAGUUAAAUGAUGCUACAAAAAAAAAUAC